This is a messenger RNA of Vigna angularis (adzuki bean), 817 nucleotides long. RefSeq lists its product as uncharacterized. The transcript is spliced from 3 exons. Lineage: Eukaryota; Viridiplantae; Streptophyta; Magnoliopsida; Fabales; Fabaceae. Bases 58 to 666 code for a protein of 202 amino acids. The record is from RefSeq and is a predicted model, not a curated record.
AGGGGUGGCACCCUGCAUACUGGUGGGUCGAUCACCAUUCAUGAGCAUGCCAUUCGUAUGGCACAGGCUCUAGGACGGGCGGUCCAUGUUGAUGAGGUCUUUGCACAAACUCAUGUUCGGAAGGGAACUAAUCAAUUUGUUGAUGAAAGAUCUCGGAAGACUCAUGAAGACUUUUCUACGAGACUUUCACAGGUUAGAUCUGAACAUGAGUCAGCUCCUACACCGGAUGAUGCCAGUAAUGCAGAUGAUGACAUCCGUAGGACACAGUGCUGGAUCAACAUCGUUGGUGGGAAGAAAAAGGGACGAGUGUAUGGUGCGGGACAGCUUGCUGCAAACUAUACAGCAUCCAGAGGAGGAACUCUGAAGCACCAGCCUUCUUCCACCAGUACUCCUGACGAGGUUCUUCAACUCAGGCAGGAACUCCAUCAACGUGACCAGGAGAUCACUGAUCUCAAAGCAGAGUUUACAAAUUUUAAGGCCAUGGUCAUGAAAGUCUUGCCUCCAACCUCACAGGACGAACAAAAUAUCCCUCUCACCCAGUCACGACCCUCCUCAUCACCUGCUGCCACUCAGCAGCCCACAUCAGUCCAACCCACACCAGUCCAGCCAUCAGUAGAGGAGCAGGAUGAUGAAGAUCAUUCUGAUGAUAGUUAUGUACAUUAUUAGUUUCAUUUUCUUCUUACUUUGUUAGACAAACAUUUAGAUAUUAGAACAUUUUAGACUUGAUAUCAUUUCAGUGUUAGUUAGAUCUACUUCCAGACUUUGGAUGUUAGAACAUCCUUUUGUUACAUUGUUUUAUAUUUGAACUAUAAUUACA